Messenger RNA from Ylistrum balloti, 4895 nucleotides. RefSeq names its product vesicular integral-membrane protein VIP36-like. Gene Ontology annotation, molecular function: D-mannose binding. NCBI's taxonomy places the organism in Eukaryota, Metazoa, Mollusca, Bivalvia, Pectinida, Pectinidae. Gene Ontology annotation, biological process: endoplasmic reticulum organization; Golgi organization; endoplasmic reticulum to Golgi vesicle-mediated transport. Bases 1 to 972 code for a protein of 323 amino acids. Gene Ontology annotation, cellular component: Golgi membrane; endoplasmic reticulum-Golgi intermediate compartment; endoplasmic reticulum membrane. The record is from RefSeq and is a predicted model, not a curated record. The transcript is spliced from 9 exons.
AUGGCGGCCUACAGGUGUAAUGUGUCGUUGGCGGUUGGUUGUUUCUGUCUUUUCUUGGGCGUAAUUGCAGACUGGAACACAAACGAUUAUCUGAGGCGAGAGCACACACUUGUCAAGCCGUACCAAGGGUCUGGAUCAUCUAUGCCAUUAUGGGACUUCGUAGGAAGUACACUUGUCACUAAUAACUAUGUACGUCUGACACCUGACCACCAGAGUCGACAGGGAGCGAUAUGGAACACUCAGCCAUGUCAUACAAGAAACUGGGAACUUCAUGUUCAGUUUUCUGUGCACGGUUCAGGUAGUACAUUAUUUGGAGAUGGAAUAGCAAUUUGGUAUGCCAAGGAGAAAAAUAGGUUGGGUGGUGUGUUUGGCAAUGCUGAUUUUUUUUCUGGAUUAGGAAUAUUCUUGGACACAUACAGUAAUCACAAUGGCCCACACAAUCAUGAACACCCAUACAUAUCUGCUAUGGUAAAUAAUGGUUCAUUUACCUAUGACCACGACCGUGAUGGAACACACACACAGCUAGCUGGUUGUGAAGCCAAGUUCAGGAAUAAGGACCACAGCACGUAUCUAGCCAUCCGUUACCAUAACAACAUCCUCAAGGUUUCUAUGGAUAUUGAUAACAAGAAUGGCUGGAAAGAAUGUUUUGAAGUUCGUGGCAUCCGUUUACCACUUGGAUAUUAUUUUGGGGCUUCAGCUGCUACUGGAGAGUUAGCAGAUAACCAUGAUAUAGUUUCUAUGAAGCUGUAUGAACUUGACCCACCUGAGGGACAACAGGAAUAUUGGGGACUGCCAUCAGCUGAUGUAUAUGAAGCACCACGAGACCGUGUGGCGGAUGUGCGAUCAAGCAUGAGUGGUUGGAAGAUUUUCCUCAUCAUUAUUUUAGCCAUCAUAGGCCUGGGUGUUUGUGGUGUGGUGGCAUAUGUAAUAUUUAAUAAAAAUAAUGAUUAUACACGGAAACGCUUCUACUGAUAAAAACAAUAAUGUUUGAUCUAAAAAAUCCAAAUUUUGUAUACAUCGAAAUGCCAUACACCACAAUCACUUGCUAUUGGAUUUUGGAUCUAGAAUAUACCAAAUGUGGUGUCAAUUAUUUCCAUUCCAACUGGUACUUUGUGUUUUUGAAUGCUUUAAAAUUGAAAUGAUUUUAUAAUUUAAGGUUCUGUAUUAUGUUGAAAUGGCUGAUUCUUCAGUAAAUACAAAGAAGUUUUACAGUUAUGAAUGAUAAAAUCUGGACAGUAAUUGUGCAAUUAAUUUUGCAAGUGUUAAUUAAUUUCUAAAUUAAAAAAGAUGUGACUGAAUUAAUUUCUAAAUUAAAAACAUGUGUCUGAAUUAAUUUCAAAAUUAAAAAAGAUGUGUCUGCAAAACCACAAAAGAUGUUUAAUAUAUAAUGUGAUAGAUAUAGUCCAGAUUGUGAAUACUUAUCAGAUUAACACAAUAUCGCGCUAUAAAUCUAUUUACGAUUUUCCUCUCUGACAAUUAACCAGAGACUAAUAUCUUCAAACAGACAUUUUUUCUUUCAUUAUUACUGUUGUAUCUGUUUGUUUUUGUUUCAUCUUCUUCGGGUACAGUUUUCUAGUGAGUAUUUUGCAAAUGUUUAUGUUUUGAAUAGUGAUCUGAGGGAAAAAUAUUCCUACAGAAGGAAACUGUUGUAAUAUGGUGACAAGAAAUAUAUUUUUCUGUGUAAAAUUCAUGAAUUUAGAUAUUACUGAUUUUUGAUGUAUUCUUGGCUGUUGAAAGUAUACAUGUGAAUUGUUUGUUGAGAGGGAAAAUGAUGAUAAAUUUUAUAGAAUAUCAGAUUCUUAAUGUACGAUAUAUUGUGCACCCUUUCCAAACAGCUUUAAAACAAAAUUAAUAUUCUUUUAGUUCAGACAUUGGCAUUUGACCAGAUUAAAUAGGUAAGAACAAGGAACCUGUGACAAAUUGGUAACAAAAUGUACUGAAUUUACUGCAUUUAGAAGUUCAUCCUGUCCUUAUUUCACAAAUAUUCUAUUAACUUGAAAUUUAAAAGUGAAAACAUUACAAACUUUCAGGAAUAUAUGCUCAAUGAAGCAAGAUAGAUUCUUCAACUGCUAUUUUGUUGUCCUGUAGAGAAGUUUAUAUAUACCUCAUAGGUAUUUCCUAAUGUUAAAAAAUAUUUAGAAAAAACAAGACUUAUAUAAGAGUGUCUUUGUAACUUUAUGUUUGAUUUACUGCGCUAAAUUCAUUAUCAAAAUAUGGGUAAAACAGCAGUUUAACAUCAGGUAAAAGUUAAGUCUGAAGCAUUGUGAUAUAAACAAGUGUCUUUUUAUGACCAUAGCAUUGGAAUUUGAUUUACUGUUCAGUGUUUCAUGCAGAAAUCAGUUGAUGCUGACAUGAAAAACCUUGCAUUGUUGAUGUUUGUAAAGUAAAUUGAGAAAUGGGUUGUUCAUAACCAAUUAUACUCUGGCUAUGUUGAGAUCUUUUUCUCAAAAAGAUAAAAGCAUUCAAAACAUCAACUAAAGAUGGGAGAAUUCUUAACACAAAAUGAACAUGGGAGAAUUCUAAGCAUUAAAAAGAUAAUAAAUAUGGAAGAAUUCCGAAACAUCAAAUGUUAGAGUAUAUUUUUAAGUCAAUUAGAAAUCAGAUAAUUGUAAUCACAAAUUAACCAUGAGAAAUUUCUUAACAUCAACUAAAGAUGAAAGAAUUCUUAUAACAUCAAUUAAACAUGGAAGAAUUCUAAACACCAAAAGAAUUUGAAACGUUAACUAAACAUGAGAAAAUUCUGAACAUCAAAUAAAUAUGUAAGAAUCUACGAAAAUGGAAGUUACUUAAGACUUAUGUCUUGCAUUACUUCAGACAACCUGUUUAUCAUUAGUCAUGCCGAAAGUUGUAUAACUAAUGGGUAAACAACUCCACGCUAUCUAGGUUCAGUGUCUGACCUCCAAAACGUUGAAUUUGUAUGAUUUAUCAUAUUUCUAAAGACUUAUAAGUGUUAUAUUUUUGUCAUUACAAUAUUUGUUUUAUAGUGUAAUUGUAGAUUGCCAUGAGAUCUAUUUGAUAAAGAAUGUGAACAUGCUUAAUAGAAUAGAUUUUUUACCUAUUCAUGACAUAUAGCUGCAUCAUAUUGUGAUUUGUUUCAGCAGUAACCACAUUCCUUUUUGGCUUUAUUGUACAAAUUUUUGUGUCUUAAGUUUAUCAUAUAUCUCUCAUAACACAUUGCAAUCAUCUUCAGUCCAUUGUAUGUAUAUCAAAAUUGUGAUUUGUUGUUCUGUGUGUCCAGUUUGUGAUGUCACAAUGUUUGGCACGUUUUGGUUACGUAUAUAGCAAUAAUAUAGUAUCUGGCAUUAUAAGGAAGGCUAUAAUUUUUUUUCCAACUUUCACAAAUUAGACACCUACCUUUUAUUGGUGUGUUCUAACUGAGCAUUGUAUUGUGUUACCUAUACUUCUGUAGCUUACAGUAUAAAUUCUACUGGUAUUUACAGCGGUGGAAUAAGUUUGUUAAACCACCAUUGUAUGAUAUCCUAUAUCUAUAGCUGCCAUUUUUCUUUUUCUACAUUUUUUUUAUAUACAUACAGCAUGAUCCUUGUAAUAUUUGAAUAGCUCUGUGGGAAAUACUUAUGGAAGGGUAAUGAAGAAUCUUAUAAUUCCUUGGCCAGUUUUACAAACAUUUCUACCUUAUUUUGAUAAAUAUGUUUGUAUAAAUCAUAGAAAUAAUAUGCAGAAUAUCAGUGUUAUUACAGUCUUCAUACAAAAAAAAAUAGUUUUUGAGAUUGAUAGCACUAUGGUUUUGCAUUUUCCUUAAUUCAUUUUUGUGUACGAGCAUUCUCAUGUUCAGUUUUAAUUUGGAAACACUUGAUUUACACGUUAGGUCCUAUAAGACAUCAUUUUUUUUAUUAAAUGGUUUGUGGUCUUGUCCGGUGGUUAUAGAGACAGGCAGUACUUUUAGGCAAUCCUUUCCACUUUGAUUUUUCCAUGAAUGUAGUUUCCUCUAUGAGUUGUAUUUAUAAUAAUUUGGCUAUUUAUGUUAAUAUUCAAGUUGUAUCAGUUGAGUAUGAUCAGAUAUCAGAGUAUGUAUUUAUCAGUAUGUUGUUUAUUCUGUUAGUUAAUUAUCUCUAAUUUCAUGCAAUAAACUUUUUACUAAUUAUAUUACUAAAAAGGUGGAAUAUGAUUUUUCUUUAUUUAUCAUUUUUUUUAGAUUUUUCACAUGCUUUGCUAAUCAUUGUCUGCGUUGAUUCCAAUAAAUACAAAACUAUACAAUAAUGAAAGAUGUCGGCAAAACUUUCAACCGAAAAUUGUGAAUAAUUCACUAACUUAUAUUAAAGUUCAUUUACCUUAAAUAAGAAGUUGGGAAUAAUUUUUGUGAGGUUUAAUCAACUUCCAGUUAAAGAUACUUGUUCUGCACAAUUGACUCAUACAGGAAAGUAUAAUUGCAUUAUAGAUGUAUGUACUUGUAAUAGUACAAGAAUGAUAUGUAAGGAAAUCAUCACUUGGUAGUAAUUAAUGAUGUAUAAUUACUAAGUCAGAUUUGUUUUUACAAAAGAUAUUUUCAAUAGUUUCACUAACAGCAAAAGGCCUUGAUUGAUUUGCUUAUUGGUUGUUACUAGGCUGGUAUCUCAGAAUGGCUAUUGAUUUUCUUUUGUGUAAACAUUAAGUAAUUGCAUGCUUUUUACUGCUACUUUUUUAUCGAUUUAAGCAAUUACAAGCUAGCAUUCUGAAAUACCUUUUCAUAUAAAUGAUUAUGGUGCGGACAUAGAUGUGUUGAUGGGACAGAGUGCAUUCAAAUGUCCUGUUGAUAAUACAUGCAUACUUGGUGCUGAUGUCCUUCACUAGAUUUUGUGAGAUGAUAGUUGAUGUAUGAGAUGUUCACACGUGUAAAUAAUGGCUGGAGUAAACACUAGAUGAAUAAAUCAGAGAAUGAAUCAAAAAUUUUAUGAGAA